AUGGAUCGAAAAGACCCCAAAGAGCAUGACAACCGCGAAGGGGAAGGCAACGACGAUGGCAAAGAUUCAAUUCCAGAAACCCACGAGGUUCAGCACCGCAUAGCGGGGCUCUCGAUAUCACAAGAAACCCACAACGCGGAUGAUUCCACACCAUCAGGCUCAGACCACUCGACCAAGCCCCAGGAAGAUGAAUUUAAACAGGAACAGGAACAGGAACGACGACGACGACAACAGGCGCGCGUUGAUGACGAGUUAGGUACCGAAGACGAAAGCUCAAGAACCUUUAGGAUAAACACACUCAGGGGGGAUGCUGAUGAACCAGACGAUGCUGAAGAACAGGAAGAGAGCAGGAAUAUCGAGCCCGAUGAAUUGAAGAAUAUCCUCUUUAGUUUUGAAACGCCGCGCGAGGUUGACUUGCGUGUCAAGAUUUCGGGAGACUUAAAUGUUACUAUAUUGGCGUGA
Aspergillus puulaauensis is the source of this 462-nucleotide messenger RNA. RefSeq lists its product as uncharacterized. The transcript has 2 exons. NCBI's taxonomy places the organism in Eukaryota, Fungi, Ascomycota, Eurotiomycetes, Eurotiales, Aspergillaceae. The coding region runs from base 1 to 462 and encodes 153 amino acids. The record is from RefSeq and is a predicted model, not a curated record.